Messenger RNA from Lachancea lanzarotensis, 1527 nucleotides. RefSeq names its product LALA0S02e11056g1_1 (gene RKM4). Gene Ontology annotation, biological process: peptidyl-lysine monomethylation. The transcript has a single exon. The record is from RefSeq and is a predicted model, not a curated record. Gene Ontology annotation, molecular function: protein-lysine N-methyltransferase activity; protein binding. Bases 1 to 1527 code for a protein of 508 amino acids. Lineage: Eukaryota; Fungi; Ascomycota; Saccharomycetes; Saccharomycetales; Saccharomycetaceae. Gene Ontology annotation, cellular component: nucleus.
AUGGCGUAUAAGAACAGUGAUGCGGAUCUUAGAACCCAGAGAUUUUUGGAUUGGGCUCAAACGGACCAGAAAGUAUGGAUUUCUGACAAAAUCAAGUUGCUGCAGCAUCCAACAGAUGCGCAGCAGGGAAGAUGUAUCUUAGCGGAGCAAAACGUGGCAAAGGGCGAGAAGCUGUUCGAGAUUAAACGUGAAAGUGUGUUGAAUGUGAUAACAUCGAGUUUGAGCACAGAAAACCCAGAAAUUCGCAAGCUUUUCCUGCACAAGCUGGGCCACUGGGAAGGAUUGAUCGUGGUGAUUUUGUAUGAGCUGAAAAUGGCACAGGAAAAAAGCCAAUGGUGGCCGUACUUCCAGGUGUGGCCCCAACAGGCAAGCAUGGACAGUUUAAUGUACUGGACAGACGAAGAAGUGGCUCGUUUGGGUCCGUCCGCAGUCCGCAGCAGAAUCGGACGAGACGGCGCUCGUGCAAUGUACGAAACCGUCAUGGGUUGCGUAAAGGAGCUCAAUCUGACGCAGCUUGAAUCCGUGACGUGGGAGGAGUUCGUGCAUGUAGCAUCCGUUGUAAUGGCAUAUUCCUUCGAUAUGGAACGCCCGGAUUAUGACGAGGACGAAGAAGAUGAAGAUGAAGAAGAACAAAAUGAUGAAGGGUUGGACGACACAAUGGGCCCGAUUUCGGUCUGGAAAGAUGGAUACAUCAAGUCUAUGGUGCCAAUGGCUGAUAUGCUCAACGCUGAUACCCACAAGUGCAAUGCAAACUUAACAUAUUCACCGGAGUCGCUGAUCAUGGUAGCGGUGGACGAUAUAUUCAGCGGCGACCAGGUGUACAACAUUUAUGGCGAAUUUUCCAAUUCGGAGCUUUUACGUCGGUAUGGCUACGUUGAAUGGACCGGUUCCAAAUACGAUUGUGGCGAAAUACCGCUUUCCACUGUUGUCCAAGCCAUGCAGGCUUGUCUUGGUUGCUCUCGCGGAAUAAUUGACAAAAUCUUGGAUUUCAUACAAAAUCGGUCAGAAAUAAGAGACGAGGUGCUAGAAAGCGAGCCUUUGGUGCUGGACUCUUACGAUUGUUAUGUGGACGGCCAGAUCUCGCCCGAAUGCAUUACCCUGUGUCAAAUUAUAGCAUGUUCCCUCCAGUUACCUCGGAUAGAGACAUUGAGCGAUAAAGGUUUGACUGACUUCUUGCAACGGUUGGUCAAAAGGGCGCUUCAAAGCGUCAACUCAAACGAGAUCACAAAAGUGUGCGCACACAUAAUCGAAUCUGCCCUAGACUUGAGACUGCGCGAGUACCCAAGCCAUACAUUCAGAGAACCUCCACCUGAUAGUGAUUCUCCAAACACGCCAGAAUUCAAGAAAAAUUUGGCAGAAUGCGUGCUGCGGAGUGAAGUCAAAUCUUUUCAAAACAGCUUUAGCUCGCUGAGGAGCGAAUACCAACUGAUAGACGAUGCGGUUUUGAUGGAAAAGGUAAAAGCCGUCAAGAGAAAGAUGAACUCUCAAAAGAACAAGAGCAACUCUUCAAAAAAAAUGAAAAAAUAG